Messenger RNA from Zophobas morio, 814 nucleotides. Its product is annotated as natterin-3-like. The transcript has 4 exons. The record is from RefSeq and is a predicted model, not a curated record. Lineage: Eukaryota; Metazoa; Arthropoda; Insecta; Coleoptera; Tenebrionidae. The coding region runs from base 86 to 697 and encodes 203 amino acids.
AACACAUCUCAACAAAACACUUAUUCGUGAUUAGAUAAAUAUCACCCUCUUGAACCCGCUUUUUAUCGUAGCAAUCCACAGAAGCAUGGCAGAAAGACGUGCUUUUAAACCCGUUGACAAAUCAACAAACGGUCACGUGUCCGAACAUGUCCGCCUAACUCACCCCUACCGGGUCCGCCCAUACCCCCUCUCCCUUCCGCCGGAAUCCUCCCCCCACGUCCCUUUCCGCCCCAUCCACCCCUCGAACAACGACGUCAAAAAAACCUACUACUGGGUGGACACCUUCGCCUACGGCGGCGUGCCGUCCACGGCCCUGAGCGGCGGCGAGGACAUCGACGGCCACCAGAUCUACGUGGGUCGGGCCUUCUUCAAGAACGACUGGAUCCCGGCCAAGGUCAUCCCGGGCCGCAACGUCGCCUACGUCGCCUACGCGGGGAAGGAGCACCACGUCGACCGCUUCCAGGUGUUGUGCGAGCAGCGCUUCGACUGGGUGACGGCGAGCGAGGGCCGGAUUCCGGAGGGGGCGGUGGAAGGCGGGCGCACGUGCGACGGAGAGGCGUUGUACAUCGGCAGGGUGCAGCACGAGGGCUCGCACACCCUGGGGAAGGUGCAUCCGAGCUACAAGUGCUGCUUUAUUCCGUUCGAUGGGAAGGAGCUGAGUUUUUCGGAGUACGAGGUGCUGAUUUUGAGGCCGUAGGGCGAGGAGGAACUGGAAGUGAGGGGGAGGGGGUGGUUGUCUCGUAAUAUGUUUGUAAUAUUUUAAAUCGAGCAGGUGUAACUUUUUAAAUAAAGAAUAAUGGAUUAGUAAUAAUAA